CAAGCAGCAGAACUCCUCCAAAUCCAAGUCGGUGUGGGAGCAGAGGACCAGCCAGAUCCGGAUGCACAACUUCCGAGCCAGCUGCGAGGCCCUGUACAACGAGCUGGACCCCGAGGAGCGGGUCCGCUACGCCACCACCCUGCACAUCAGGCCGGACAUGAAGACCCACCUGGACCGGCCGCUGGUGGUGGAGCCCAGGAGCGAGGGCAGGAACAACAUCAGCAAGCUGAGCCCUGGGGACGUGCAGGAGGUGCAGGAGCACCCCAAGGGCAGCUCCGCCGAUGGGGCAGAAGCCCCGCGGAAGCACCACCGGCACCGGGAGAAGGAGAAGGAGAAGCAGGCCGAGCAGGAGAAGGGCGACGCGCCCAAGGAGGAGAGCGCGGAGCCCGCCGUGCCCAACAAGGAGGAGCGGCACCGGCAGCACCGGAGCCGCAGCAAGGAGGUGGAGGGUGGCAGCAAGGAAGGGAAAAGCGAGCGGAACAGGGGGCAGGAAGGGGGGAAGAGGCACCACCGGCGGGGCUCGGUGGACGAAGGGGGGGAGAAGGAGCACCGCAGGCACCGCACGCACCGGCACUCCACGGAGCGCCAGGGCAAGGAUGGCAACGGCACCGCCAACGGCGCCCGCGGAGAGCGGCGCUCCCGGCACCGCGGAGGGUCCCGCUCUGGCAACAGGGAUGGAGAGCCCAAGGGGGAGAACGGGGAGGAGCCCCACAGGCGGCACAGGCUCAGGAACAGGGCCCUGUCCACCUACGAGUCGGUGGAGAAGGAGAACGGGGAGAAGGAGGCGGAGGCUGCGGAGAAGGAGCACCGGAACCACCAGCCCAAGGAGAACCAGUGUGAGAUCGAGGCCAGUGGGAGUGUGAGUGUCCCUGUGCACACCCUGCCCAGCACUUACCUGCAGAAGGUGCCUGAGCAGCCAGAAGACGCCGACAACCAGAAGAACGUGACGCGGAUGAUUCAACCCCCCCUGGACAAAACCACCACUGUGAACAUCCCCGUCACCAUCACGGCCCCACCAGGGGAAACCACUGUCAUACCAAUGAACAACGUGGAGUUUGAGAGCAAAACAGAGGAGAAGAAAGACGUUGAUGACUUGACGAAAAAUGGGCCUAAACCAAUCUUGCCUUACAGUUCCAUGUUCAUCCUGAGCCCCACAAACCCGAUUCGGCGGCUCUUCCACUACAUCGUCAACCUGCGCUACUUCGAGAUGGUCAUCCUGAUCGUCAUCGCCCUCAGCAGCAUUGCCCUGGCUGCAGAAGACCCUGUCCAAGCUGAGUCACCCAGAAAUGAUGCUCUGAAAUACUUGGAUUAUAUAUUUACAGGUGUCUUUACCUUUGAGAUGGUGAUCAAGAUGAUUGACCUGGGGCUGUUACUCCACCCUGGCUCCUACUUCCGUGACCUGUGGAACAUCCUGGACUUCAUUGUGGUCAGUGGGGCCUUGGUGGCAUUUGCCUUCUCGAGUUUCAUGGGAGGAACCAAAGGCAAGGACAUCAACACAAUCAAGUCCCUGCGAGUUCUGCGGGUCCUCAGGCCUCUGAAAACCAUCAAACGGCUGCCAAAACUAAAGGCUGUCUUUGACUGUGUGGUGAACUCCCUGAAGAACGUCCUCAACAUCCUCAUCGUUUACAUGCUCUUCAUGUUCAUUUUUGCCGUCAUUGCUGUGCAGCUCUUCAAGGGCAGAUUCUUCUACUGCACUGACGAGUCCAAGGAGCUGGAGAAGGACUGCAGGGGUCAGUACCUCGAUUAUGAAAAAAAUGAGGUGGAGGCCCAGCCCAGGGAGUGGAAAAAAUACGAGUUCCACUAUGACAACGUGCUCUGGGCUCUGCUCACGCUCUUCACCGUGUCCACGGGGGAAGGGUGGCCAACCGUGUUGAAGCACUCGGUGGACGCCACCUACGAGGAGCAGGGUCCCAGCCCUGGCUACAGGAUGGAAAUGUCCAUCUUUUACGUGGUGUAUUUUGUUGUCUUCCCUUUUUUCUUUGUGAACAUCUUUGUGGCUUUAAUCAUCAUCACCUUCCAAGAGCAAGGAGAUAAAGUGAUGUCAGAGUGCAGCCUCGAGAAAAACGAGAGGGCCUGCAUAGACUUUGCCAUAAGUGCCAAGCCCCUGACCCGGUACAUGCCCCAGAACAAGCAAUCCUUCCAGUACAAGAUGUGGAAAUUCGUGGUGUCCCCUCCCUUCGAGUAUUUUAUCAUGGUCAUGAUUGCCCUCAACACCAUCGUCCUCAUGAUGAAGUUCUAUGAUGCUCCGGAGGCAUAUGAAGAAAUGCUGAAAUGCCUGAAUAUCGUGUUUACAUCCAUGUUUUCCAUGGAAUGUGUGCUGAAGAUCAUUGCCUUUGGUGUGCUGAAUUAUUUCCGAGAUGCCUGGAAUGUCUUUGAUUUUGUCACAGUGUUGGGAAGUAUUACUGAUAUUUUAGUAACAGAGAUUGCGGACACGGACAACUUCAUCAACCUCAGCUUCCUGAGGCUCUUCAGGGCAGCCAGACUCAUCAAACUCCUCCGCCAGGGCUACACCAUCCGAAUCCUGCUCUGGACAUUUGUGCAGUCCUUUAAGGCCUUGCCUUACGUGUGUCUCCUCAUUGCAAUGCUCUUCUUCAUCUAUGCCAUUAUUGGCAUGCAGGUAUUUGGGAACAUUGCAUUAGACGAUGAAACCUCCAUUAAUCGGCACAACAACUUCCGUACCUUCCUCCAAGCCCUGAUGCUUCUGUUCAGGAGUGCCACGGGGGAAGCCUGGCACGAGAUCAUGUUGUCCUGCCUGAGCAACAGAGCCUGUGACCCCCUCUCUGGCCUCACCAAGAAGGAAUGUGGCAGUGAUUUUGCCUAUUUCUACUUUGUGUCCUUCAUCUUCCUCUGCUCCUUCCUGAUGUUAAACCUGUUUGUGGCUGUGAUCAUGGACAACUUUGAGUACCUGACGAGAGACUCCUCCAUCCUGGGGCCGCACCACUUGGACGAGUUCGUGCGUGUCUGGGCUGAGUACGACCCCGCUGCCUGCGGUCGCAUCAGUUACACAGACAUGUAUGAGAUGCUGAGACACAUGUCCCCACCUCUAGGCCUUGGAAAGAAAUGCCCUGCUCGUGUUGCCUAUAAGCGCCUGGUGAGGAUGAACAUGCCGAUCUCCCCCGAGGAUCUGACUGUCCACUUCACAUCCACGCUGAUGGCCCUGAUCAGAACGGCCCUGGAGAUCAAACUGGCCUCAGGUGGAGUUAAACAGCACCAGUGUGAUGCUGAGCUGAGAAAGGAGAUCUCCCUGGUUUGGCCCAACCUGUCCCAGAAGACUCUGGAUCUGCUGGUGCCUCCUCACAAACCUGAUGAAAUGACUGUGGGGAAGGUCUACGCAGCCCUGAUGAUAUUUGACUUCUACAAGCAGAAUAAGAACAGCAGGGAACAAGUCCAGCCCCCUGGAGGCCUCUGCCAGCCUGGCCCAGUGUCCCUGUUCCACCCCUUGAAGGCCACCCUGGAGCAAAGCCAGUCCACAGCGUUCAGCAACGCCAAGGCCUUCCUGCGCCAGAAGAGCUCGGCCUCGCUCAACAACGGGGGUGCACUACCAGCCCCAGAGGGUGGGAUCAAAGAGUCCAGUUCCUGGGGGACCCAGCGCACCCAGGACGUGUUUUACGAGACCAGGACACCAGCUUUUGAGCGAGGCCGCUCUGAGGAGAUCCCCAUCGAACGGGUGGUAGAAAUGAGGGAAAUCAGCCCCACAGUUGCCAAUGGAGAGCCCCAGCCAGGGCUGGAGAGCCAGGGCCGGGCGGCCUCCAUGCCACGCCUGGCUGCCGAAACUCAGCCCAUCCCGGACACGAGCCCCAUGAAGCGCUCCGUGUCCACGCUGACCCCGCAGCGCCCUCACGCCAUGCACCUCUACGAGUACUCCCUGGAGAGGAUGCCCCCGGAGCAGGGGCACCACCACCACCACCACCGCUGCCACCGGAGGAAAGAGAAGAAGCAGAAGUCCCUGGACAGGGCCGCCCAUCACUUGGCUGAUGGACAGGCUGCAGCCCAGGCUGGUGAGUCUUCUGCCAAGGACAAGAAGGAGCGGGGGCGGUCCCAGGAGAGGAAGCAGCACUCCUCCUCCUCCUCCGAGAAGCAGCGCUUCUACUCCUGCGACCGCUACGGCAGCCGGGAGCGCUCCCAGCCCAAGUCUGCUGAGCAGAGCAGGCCCACCUCCCCCAACGGGGGGCCAGAGCAAGGUCCACACAGACAGGGCAGUGGUUCAGUUAAUGGGAGCCCCUUGCUGUCGACAUCUGGUGCUAGUACCCCCUGCCGGGGUCGGAGGCAGCUCCCACAGACUCCACUGACCCCACGCCCCAGCAUCACUUACAAGACCGCUAACUCCUCGCCCGUGCACUUCACCACUGUCCAACCCGGCCUCCCCACCUUCUCCCCGGGACGCCUGAGCCGCGACCCCCCCCAUACCCCCAGCCCUGCACUAAAACCACAGCCAGACGAUGGCCUUGGGUCACCCCCAAUUCUUAGGCAGAACCUGAAGAAGAAUCUCAAGUUGUCCAAAUCCCCCCCUGCCUCGUAG
Messenger RNA from Empidonax traillii (willow flycatcher), 4519 nucleotides. It is a transcript of the gene CACNA1B, whose product is annotated as calcium voltage-gated channel subunit alpha1 B. Gene Ontology annotation, biological process: calcium ion import across plasma membrane; chemical synaptic transmission. Gene Ontology annotation, cellular component: voltage-gated calcium channel complex; neuronal cell body; membrane. The annotation marks the transcript as partial. The transcript has 31 exons. Gene Ontology annotation, molecular function: high voltage-gated calcium channel activity; calcium ion binding. Lineage: Eukaryota; Metazoa; Chordata; Aves; Passeriformes; Tyrannidae. The record is from RefSeq and is a predicted model, not a curated record.